AGUUGAAGCGCGUAGAUAACAUUAUCCUUCAUAAAAGAACAGAUGUCUGUCUCACCAAUUGUGAACCUGACCAAAAUUCUAUGAUUACCAAAAGUGGUCUUCUGCAAGAUUAUGCAAUCCCGACUUACUUACGCCAAAGUAUGCCUAUAGGUUUUAGAGGUUCUAUCUUUCUUUCUACUGUUCUUUUUUUGUGUGUGACUACACAGAGAAUAAGGGAGUGAAGAAAGGGAAGGAGAAUGAAGUUGAUGGAAGUACUAAAAUUACUUGUGGUGAUGACAAUGGUUAUGAGGGCGAUGGAAGCGCUAUGGAUAGAAAUGUCAAUUUCGGGGGUUAAGUGUGUCCAUGAGGAUCUCCGUAAUUACGUUGUUGUUUUGGCCAAGUACGCUGUCAUUAUUAGUGACAAUGAGCACACUCAACCUAAUUUUCUUUCUGAUAACACCCUUACGGUUUUAUCACCAUCUGGAAAGAGUCUCCACCAUGAAGAAAAUGUCACUCAUGGUCAAUUUGCUUUUACAACCACUGAGGCUGGACGCUAUGGGGCGUGCUUUUUGAUGAAUAGCCAUGCCCCAGAUAUUAAAGGUGUACAUAUUGGUAUUGACUGGAAAACUGGGAUUACUGCGAAGGAUUGGGAUUCAGUUGCACGAAAAGAAAAGAUAGAAGACUUCGAACCUAUGCUGAUGAAAUUGGAGGCAUCGGUGCAAACCAUCCAUGAAAAAUUAAUCUAUCUUAAAAAGAGGGAAGAAGAAAUGAGAGAAGUGAGUGAGAGAACCAAUGCAGCCGUGGAAUUGUUCAGUAUAAUGUCCCUUAGUAUCUGUAUAUUGGUUGCAUCUUUUCAAAUAUGGUAUUUGAAGCGCUUCUUUAGGAAGAAGAAGCUCAUAUAGUUUCUUUCUGCUUGUACCAUAGCUGAAAGAUGAGAUAACAAUGGCAAAAUUCUUUCCCUCUGUACCAUAAGAGCAUCUUCGUUGUUUUCGCUUGGCUUAUAUUGUUCCGUAGUUCUGAGAUUGAUUGGAGUUG
Messenger RNA from Capsicum annuum, 1014 nucleotides. Its product is annotated as transmembrane emp24 domain-containing protein p24delta3-like. NCBI's taxonomy places the organism in Eukaryota, Viridiplantae, Streptophyta, Magnoliopsida, Solanales, Solanaceae. Gene Ontology annotation, biological process: intracellular protein transport; Golgi organization; endoplasmic reticulum to Golgi vesicle-mediated transport. The record is from RefSeq and is a predicted model, not a curated record. The transcript is spliced from 4 exons. Bases 237 to 881 code for a protein of 214 amino acids. Gene Ontology annotation, cellular component: endoplasmic reticulum; endoplasmic reticulum-Golgi intermediate compartment; Golgi apparatus.